Tachysurus vachellii is the source of this 6480-nucleotide messenger RNA. Its product is annotated as trichohyalin. The transcript is spliced from 3 exons. Gene Ontology annotation, molecular function: GTP binding. The record is from RefSeq and is a predicted model, not a curated record. Bases 162 to 6332 code for a protein of 2056 amino acids. NCBI's taxonomy places the organism in Eukaryota, Metazoa, Chordata, Actinopteri, Siluriformes, Bagridae.
GUCAGAGAGAAACCACAGGUUAAUCACGUGACAUUCUCUUGUUCACUUGUCGAAAGUGAAUGGUCUGUUAUAAGAAGAUUACAUUAAAACAAUGGUGAGAAUAAAGCAAUAAGUGGAUCCAAAUCAAAGAAAAGACAACUGAGGCUGGACGAUAAAGCAGAAUGAUGGAGGCAGAGAGCUCCCACCCCUUCAGUGCUGAAGCCAAACAGCAGGCUGCAGAAAAGACAGCAGAGGGCCGUAAUAAUGAUAACCCACCUCUUCCAGAGCUGCGUAUGGUGCUACUAGGCCGCAAAGGAACUGGGAAAAGUUCUUCAGGAAACACCAUUCUUGGAAUGGCUGGAGGAUUUGAGAGUGGAAAGCCGACAGAGGAGUGUGUAAAAAGACGAGCUGACAUAGCAAGCUAUCGUGUUACAGUUGUGGAUACUCCGGGGUGGGAAUGGUACUAUUCUAACAAUGGCACUCCGGGCUGGGUGACAAGAGAAACAAUGAGAAGUGUGACAAUCUGUCCACCUGGACCCCAUGCUUUGCUUCUGGUGAUACGGUCCUCUGCCUCGGUCACAGAGGACUACUAUAGGCAGGUUGAAGAACACAUGGAACUUUUGGGCAAGACAGCGUGGACUCACACUAUGCUGCUAUUCACACGUGGGGAGGAACUAGGCUCCAUUCCCAUUGAACAAAGAAUACAAAAUGCUGGAAAAUCUCUUCAGAAGCUCCUUGAGAGGUGUGGAAACAGGUUCCAUGUGUUUGAAAACAAACGCUGUGGCAAAGAUGGUGCUCAGGUGAAAGAACUGAUAAGGAAAACAGAAAAGAUGGUAAAGGAAAGAGGAGGAAGACAUUAUGAAUGUGACCCUUUACUACUAGGGAUUGAGUUGGAGGGGAAACGGAGAGCAAGAGAAAGAAGAAAGAAACAAAGAAUAAUGGAGACUCAAGCACAAAGAGGGAUCAUAAAAGCUGUGCUGACAACUGAUAUUUCACUGCCUGAGGACCUCGAUGAAGCGAGUUUGUUCUCCAGGGGAUCUCGGCGUCUCCCAGAUCUUCGACUCAUCCUCCUUGGAGAAAGAGAGACUGGAAAAAGCUCUGCUGGGAAUACCAUCCUCAGGGGGUCUACAUUUUUCCUAACAGGCCAGGCCACAGAGGAAUGUUCAAGGCAGCAAGCAGAAAUCUCUGGAAGACUGGUAACAGUAGUGGAUGUUCCUGGAUGGGAGGGUGGUCCUGAAGGAAUCACAACAGAAAGAAUAAAGCGUGAGAUCUGUGCUAGUGUGACACUGUGUCCUCCUGGUCCCCAUGCCCUUCUGUUGACGCUGAGGGUGGAUGCCUUAGUCAGAGCUACAGCAGUAAAAGAGCACUUGGAGUUACUCGGGGAAGGAGUAUGGAGAUAUACCAUACUGCUAUUCACAAGAGGUGAUCAGCUGAGAGAGGGUGUUACUAUUGAACAACACAUCCAAGGAGGAGGGAGAGAUCUUCAUUGGCUGAUUGAGAAGUGUGGACAAAGAUAUCAUGUCAUCAGCAGCAUUGUCUUGGAAGGUGACAGCUCCAAAGCUCAGGUAACUGCACUUUUAGAAAAGAUUGAGAAAAUGGUUUCACGUAAUCGAUGUGAGGCUUUCUCACCAGUUGUGCAGGAGAUUCAGGAGCUCGGCAAGCAAAAGAACGAAAGGGUCAAUGUAAAGCUGAAAGAAGUUAACGAAAAGCUUCAGCGUCAAGAGCUGGAGCUCAAGCGAAUGAGAGAGAGGGAGAUGAAAAGCAUCAGGCGGAUUUUUGACUGGAGGAAAGAUAAAGUCAAAUCACCAGAAAAAAAAAACAGAGAAAGGGAAGAGGGAAUGGAAAGAACUGAUGAUGACAGAAAGAGCAUCAUGAGUGAGCUGGAAGAGAGGAUGGUUUGGUUAACAGAGGACAGGGAAAGAGAGAUUCAGGAGCUAAGCCUGGAAAACAGCAGACUAAUUGCAGCUCUCAAUCAGGGGUUUAGAGAGAGGAAAGAAAUUAUAAUGAAAUUAGAAGAAACAGAAAAAGAGAAUGAAGAAUUAAAAGAAAAAGUGGAUGAGCUGCAAGUUAAUGUCAUUGAGCUUAAACGUGUCAGCAUUUUAAAAGAGCAAGAAAGAAAACAUAGAGAAGAAGAGCUCAUAAAAAACCAUGAGGAUACAGAAAAUGGGCUGAAAGGGCAAUUGGAUCACAAAAAGAAGGAUGAAGAGGAGAUAAGAAGAACAAAUAAGGAGAUGCAGAAGAUGAUGGCAGAUUUAAAACAAAAAUAUGAAGAUGUUUUAAAUGAAAAUCAAGAGCAGGAGAGACGGCUAAUAGAGAAAAAUGAACUUGAGAAAAUUCUUGAAGAGAAAGAGAAAGAGAUGGAAGUAAUUAAACUGAAAACUGAAAAUAAAGUAAGAGAGCAAGAGGAAAGAUUGAGAGAAAUGAAUGAAAAGAGGGAAACAGAGAAUACUAAACUUAUUGAAAUGAUAGAGCUGAUGACAAAAGAAAUGGAAGAGCUGCAAGUUGCUUAUAGAGAAGAAGUGAAAGCUUCUAAAGCUGUGAGACAAAUACAUGAAAAUGCUGUAUUUAAUUUAUCUAAACUUGCAGAGAAACUUGAGGGAAAAGAUGCAGAAGUUGAACAGGAGAUGGCUAAAAAUGUUGAAAUCCAAAAUAAACUGAUAGAGAAGGAUGCAGAAAUCAGUGACUUGGUUAAAAAACUCAUAGACAAAGAGCAGGAGAUUGAAACACUGAAACAAACUAUUGAUGCUGAACAUAGAACCAUGGAAAAUGUGCAAAAUGAUAGUAAAGCAAAAAUGGCUGAAUACACUUCCAGGAUAAAAUAUUGGGAGAAUGAGUACAAAGAGAUGGAGGAGUUCUUAAAAAGAGAAAAUGUGUUUAUAAAAGAGGAACUAGAGGUAAUGAAGAAUCUAAAUGAGGAGAACGCUAGAAAAAAAGAUGACGACACAAGGAAGAUCUUAGAGGUGAAGGAGAACACUAUUAACCAUCUGAGACAACAGAAUGAAGAGAAUGGUGCCCACACAGAAGAAUUAAAAAAGCAGCUAAAUGAAGUCCAGGUAAAGGUGAAGAAUCUAAAAAGUCAGAAUGCAGCACUCAUUCAGGAGUUAGAUGAAAUUCACAUAAAAUGUGAGGACUAUAAAAGGAACCUGGAGUCCCAGAUAAUAAAAAAUGAGAGCAGAGAGAAAGAUAUUAAAGAAAUACUCAACCAAUCUGAAGAAAUGGGAAAAAUCAAAGAUGCACUGAACCAAGAGAUCAUUGAAAAGAUGGAACAUGAGAUUUGUUUGUUGAAACAGAAAAAUCAAACACAACAAAUGGAACUGGAGGUUAUGAGUGAAAUGAAAAAAGAGCUGGAGAAGAACACUGAAGAGAUGAAAAAAUACUAUGAGGAGAGACUUUCGGAAAGGAUUGCGGAAAUGGACAUUAAAGAUGCAGAGUGGGAAAAAAGACUUCACAACAGAGAGCUGGAGCUUUGCAAAAGAGAGCAAAUCUUAGGUAAAAAUAUGCAAGAGUUUGAAAGAGGAAAAAAAGAACUAACAGAUGAAAAACAGCAGCUGGAUAUAAGAGAACAUGAAGUUAGUGAAAAGGAAAACAAACUGAAAUGCCAGUGCCAAAACAACCAGAUACUCCAAGAAAACUUAGAGAGAAGAGAAAAGGAGCUGACAGAAAGAAAAAUGGAACUUGAAAGCAAGCACAAAGAACUGAGGGAUUUAUCUGAAAAGCAGGAAGUGGAAAGAAAAAAUAUCAAGAAACAACUGGAAGAGAAAGAACUUUUCUUGAAAAAAAUGGAAGAGGAACUUGUAGUAAAACAAACUGAUCAAGAACAAGAAUUGAAAUGCCACAGAGAGAAUUUAGACAUCCAAGAUAAGGAAUUCACCAUAAGAGAGCAACAGUUAAUUGAAUCAGAGCAGUUAUAUGACUUCAAGAUGGAGAAACUGGCAAAAUGCAUGCAGGAACUGGAGCACAACAAGCAGGAUUUCGAAACAUGGCAAGCAGAACUAACUAUAAAGGAAAAUAGUCUGAUGCAAAGAUCAACUGAAUUUCAGAAAAAAGAAGAGGAACUUUUACAGAGAGAAAAUGAACUUCAAAUUAAAACCCAAGACCUGUUAGAAACAAAUAAAGAGAUUGAAGCACGUGAACAGGAGUUUUUGAAAAAGCAAGAAAUACUGGCAGCUGCAACUGAUCAAAUGAAAAAUGAAUCAGAGACCAUCAAAGAUUCAUUACGAAUAAGGGAGCAAGAACUGAAGAAUUUGGAGGAUUUGCUUUAUAAAAAAGAGCAAGAAUUUAAAGAUAGAGUAAAAGACUUGGAUAUGAAGGAAAAACAAAUUGCGAAAAAAUAUGCAGAGUACAAGGCUGCAGAGAAAACACUGGAAAGUAAGCAAAAAGCACAAAGAGAUUUUUCUGAAAAACAGGAAAACGAACAUGAGAACAUUAGACAACACCUUGAAGAGAACAAAAAAGAACUGAUAAAAAUGCAAGAUGAACUUUUGGUAAAACAAAGUAAUCUUCAAAAAGAAAAGAAAGACUUUGAGAAUCUCAGAGAGAAUCUUGACAACAGGGAAAAGGAAAUUAAGAAAAUAGAGCAAGAGCUCCUGAAUUCAGAAAAGUUGUGUGAAGUCAAGGCACAGGAUCUGGAGAAAAGCAAACAAAAUAAUGAGAAAUGGCAAACUGAAUUGACUAAUAAUGAAUAUGAUUUGGUUCAGCAGUUAAAUGAGCUUUAUAAAAAAGAACAGGAGCUUACACAAAGAGAAAAUAACCUUCAACUAAAAAGUCAAGAGCUACUAGGCACAAAUGAGGAGGUUAAACCAGCUCAGCAACAGCUUUUAAACAACCAACAAAACCAGAUGACUGAAAAAUGGGAAAGCCAAUUAGAAGAUUUCAGAGAGACCUUAGCAAAAAGGGAGCAAGAACUGAAUAAGAAAGAGGAUGAGUUUCAGAAACGAGAGGAAAAUAUUAGGAGUUCAGAAAUAUAUUUGGAAAAGCGAGAGAUAAUUGUACAGAAAAGGGAAAAAGAGGUACAAAUGAGCAAAGAGCAAAAUGACACCAUGAUAAAUGAUCUUAAGACAAAGCAAGAAAAACUUGAAGAAAUGAAUCAUUCUUUAGAAACCAAACAGCUUAAAUUAUGUGACCUGGAGAAAGAAAUUAACAUCAGAGAGAACAGCAUCACAAACAAAGAACAAGACCUGAGUAAGCGAUAUAAAGAAUUGGAUAUAAAGAAGCACAACAUAGAAAAACGUGAACUACAUCUAAGGUCGAGAGAUCAAGCAUUCAAGAAAACAGAACAAGAGUUGAAUGAACUCAAUGUAACACUUGAAUCCAAGAAGAAAUAUCUGGAAAAUCAUACAGCAGAAUUAGAGAGCCAGAAAAGUGAGAUAAACAUUGAGAAACAAAUGUUGCAGAUGAAGUCCUUGCAAUUGGAAAAGUGGGGGAAAUAUCUGUAUAACAAGGAGCUUAAAAUGAUCAAAAUUAAUCCCAGUCUUGAUUUUAAACCAUGGUCACAUAAAUGUGAAACAAUGUGCCAAGAGGUUGGAAUCAAUAGUAGAACCUAUGAUGGAGAAAAUGGAAAUUACAGUGCAGCAGAGGAUGACCACAGUGUGGAAAUGGAUUCAUCAUCUGAAAUCACAUACAGUGAGAAAGAGGAAUUAGCAUGCUCAGUUAAAAGCAGUGGACCAGAGGAUAAGAUGGAACCACAAAGGAAUGGAGCAAACAGACAGGCAACAGGCACAAUUAAUAAGGAGGUUGAAACUGAGGAAUUCUUUGAACCAGCCAGUUCUGAUGGCCAGGAGGCUCAAGGUUUAUUCUACCCACUUACUGAACUCAAGUUGAUGCUCAUAGGAGAAGCUUGGUCAUCACGCCAGUCAGCUACACACACCAUACUGGGGCAAGAUGUCAAGGUUGGCAACCUAUGGAGAGGAAACAUAUCUGGAAAACCCUUACUAGUUGUGGAGCCCCAUGGGAUAAAAUGGAGAUGUUCCAGAGAAAUAAAUAUGAAUUUUCAAAAGGAUCUCAUGCACAGUGUUUCUCUGUGCACACCUGGACCUCAUGCCUUCAUUCUACUUCUGCCUGCUUAUUUAACCUUCACAAGUCAGUACAGGAAAGCAGUGGAGUGCACAAUGGCCACACUGGGGGAGGCUGCAUGGAGGCAUACUCUUGUUCUGUUUACAUGGGCAGAGGCUCUUGGAGAAAGUGGACAACAACACAUAAAGAGGAAUGGAGACUUGGAAUGGCUCAUUCAAAAAUGUGGAGGUAGAUAUCAUGUGCUGGAUAACAGACAUAGGGAAGCUCAUGUAGUAGAACUUUUGGACAUGAUUUAUGAGCUGGUUGCAGCAAACCAUGGACAUUAUUACCAAGCACGGUGACUUAAAUUAUUGUCACCACAAUGACACCAAAUUAAAUAUAUUCCGGGUUGAAAAAACAUUUGUAAAGAUAUUAGCAGCCAAAUAAGGUGUAAAAUCAGGAUCUGUGUUUUCAUGUAUUUUGUAUUUGUUAAUAAAUAAAUGAGUACUG